AUGGUUUACAACGCACAAGGACAUCCGAGUGGCGAAGCAUUCAUACAGAUGGAUUCCGAGAUAAGUGCUGCAACAGCUGCCGCCUUGGCUCAUAACAAGUACAUGCAGAUCGGAAAGAAACAGCGGUACAUCGAAGUGUUCCAGUGCAGUCCCGAGGACAUGAACCUGGUGGUGACCAGUCCGCCGCUGCCGCCGCAGCUCAUACUGCAGCCGCCAAGACCGAUCUUCCCACAACGUACCCAUGUUUCUGUUCUGUUCGGGAUGAAUUAUUCGUGA
Messenger RNA from Gongylonema pulchrum, 276 nucleotides. The record is from the annotation of a GenBank genome assembly. NCBI's taxonomy places the organism in Eukaryota, Metazoa, Nematoda, Chromadorea, Rhabditida, Gongylonematidae.